AUGGAUAUUGAAAAUUUUUAUGAAAAAGAUAUCAGAACAUCCAUAGUUUGGACACAAAUACCGAUCUUAUCCUGGUUAUGCCCUGCUCUUGGUCAUGUCGGGGUUGUUGAUUCACACGGAGUAGUUUUUGAUUUUCAAGGACCUCGAUCUGUUGGUCGUGGAAGAAUGCUUUUUGGGGAUCCAAUGCAAUGUUGGAAGCUAGAUGUUGAUACAGAUAUAUUUGAUAAUGCAAUUUUACAAGCUGAAGAAGAAUUUCAUCACAAAAAUUACAGUUUACUAUGCUCUAAUUGUCACUUAUUUGCAGCAUGUGUCUUAGAAAAAUGCAACUAUCCUGUUCCAUGUUGUUGUUUUGGUAGAUGGACUCACUGCGCAACAAUAAAAAUUAUACAAGGUCUAGUGAUUCAUGGUAGGAGUAUUAAUAUAUGUCGAUCUUUAUUGCCGUGGAUAGGAUUUAUAAUAAUUUAUGGAUUGAUUGUCAUAUUGAUUCUAUUUGCGAAAGGUAUUAUUCCAUAA
Messenger RNA from Trichomonas vaginalis G3, 513 nucleotides. Its product is annotated as protein of unknown function, DUF778. Bases 1 to 513 code for a protein of 170 amino acids. The transcript has a single exon. The record is from RefSeq and is a predicted model, not a curated record. Lineage: Eukaryota; Parabasalia; Trichomonadida; Trichomonadidae.